This is a messenger RNA of Ipomoea triloba (trilobed morning glory), 2755 nucleotides long. Its product is annotated as pollen receptor-like kinase 3. NCBI's taxonomy places the organism in Eukaryota, Viridiplantae, Streptophyta, Magnoliopsida, Solanales, Convolvulaceae. Gene Ontology annotation, molecular function: ATP binding; protein binding; protein kinase activity. The record is from RefSeq and is a predicted model, not a curated record. The coding region runs from base 130 to 2001 and encodes 623 amino acids. Gene Ontology annotation, biological process: protein phosphorylation. The transcript is spliced from 2 exons.
UUUCAUUCUUCUUCUUCUCCUUGUUGGGGUUGGGGAUUCAAACUUUUGGGAGAAGAAUUUCAUUCUUCUCUACGUACGAACAGCGGCAAGUUUUCUGUUCCGGGAAGCGUUUUAAGGUUUUCCGGCAACAUGGCCGUUGUUCGUCGCAUUCCAACGUUCCUCUUCUCCUUCUCAUUCUGCCUGAUUCUUCAAUCCCUACCCCUUUCCAUCUCCAUCGGAGAUGACGAGGUUCUCAUUGAGUUCAAGGAAUCAUUGCACAACGCCAAAGGCCUCGAUUAUACCUGGGUAAAGGGCAAAAGCCCCUGCGACAAGACGCGCCGAUGGUUCGGCGUGCAAUGCCACCGAAACACCGUUACAGGGCUCCGUCUUUACAAUAUGGGCCUGGCAGGGGACAUUGACGUUGAUGCAUUGUCGAAUCUUCAAGGUCUCAGGAUGAUAGCCAUGGCGAACAACAGCUUUUCAGGGCCCAUCCCUGAUUUCAACAAGCUGAGGAGUUUGAGGUCGCUUUUCAUCCAAGGGAACAAGUUUUCCGGGGAGAUCUCGGCAGAUUACUUCAAAAAGAUGUAUGGGUUGAGGAAACUUUGGCUUUCCGGCAACGGGUUUUCCGGGAAAAUCCCGGCCUCGUUGGGGAAAUUGCCACGCCUGAUGGAACUCCAUUUGGAAGGGAAUGGAUUCUCCAGUGUUAUACCCCCUCUGGCGCAAGAAUCCCUGAGGAAUCUUGAUUUGUCAGGGAAUAAAUUGCAGGGGGAAAUCCCAUCAGGCAUGGCGAGAUUCGGGGCCAAGGCAUUCCAGGGAAACCCUGAGCUCUGUGGGGAGCCCGUGGGGAGACAAUGCCGAUCGGAUUUACAUGAAAACGGAGUCGCCGCCGGAGCACAUCCUAACGCCCAGCUCAACAAAUCAGGCAUGAGAUGGCUACUUUUAUCCAUAGUAGUCGCCCUUCUCUUGGUGGGAAUCCUUUUCAACAAGAACCAGAACGAAGGCAACGUUAAAACCAGGAGAAAAGAGAAACUUGACGAGGUUGUUGUCCCUGUCCACAUUCCCAGAAUGGCCAAGAGAGAAUCCAUUAAUAACCGUUCAUCCAGGAGAAGCGGCACCCCCACUACCCCGGGCACAUCAUCAGGAGGGGAUUUUGUGGUGGUGAACGAGGAAAGGGGCGUGUUUGGGCUGUCAGAUUUGAUGAUGGCGGCUGCUGAGGUCCUGGGCAAUGGAGGGCUGGGAUCGGCUUACAAGGCGGAGAUGCCCAUUGGACUCACCGUGAUGGUUAAGAGGCUGAAAGAGACGAAUAAUAGAAUGAACAAAGAUGCAUUUGAUGCAGAGAUCAUAAAGAUGGGAAAUUUACGGCACCCCAACAUCUUGCCACCUUUGGCUUACCAUUACAGAAAAGAGGAAAAGUUGGUGGUUUCUGAAUUUGUCCCCAAUGGCAGCCUCUUGUACCUUUUGCAUGGUGAUCGCGGGGCGGCUCACAAUGAUCUAAACGCGGCGACACGGAUAAAGAUCAUCCAGGGAGUCGCGAGUGGAAUGGAGUAUCUCCACACGGAGUUUGCAACCUACGAGCUACCACACGGCAACCUUAAAUCCAGCAACAUUCUUCUCGCGCCAACCUACGACCCACUUCUCACGGACUACGCCUUCCAUCCGCUGCUGAACGGCACGCCGACGCUGCACUUCAUGUUCGCUCUCAAGGCUCCGGAGGGGCUGCAAAUCUCGCACAAGAGCGACGUGUAUUGCCUGGGAAUCCUCGUUCUUGAAAUGGUGACGGGGAAGUUCCCGUCGCAGUACCUGAACAACCAGAAAGGCGGGACGGAUGUGGUGCAGUGGGUCCGGCACGCGGUGGCGGACGGCAAAGAAACGGAAGUGAUUGAUCCGGAGAUUGCCGCCGCGGAUUCGAAUGGACAGAUGGUGAAGCUUCUGCAGAUUGGGGUGGCGUGCACGGAGAGUGAUGUUGAGAAGCGGCUUAGCAUGAAGGAGGCCAUCGAGGGAAUACGAGAUAUCCAAGAUUAAGGAAUCCCCAGAGUUAAUGCCGUAUGUGAUCAUUCGUUCGAGUAUACUGAUUUUAACACGUUUAGUCCUAAAUACCAUGAUUAUUGGUUCAAGUUAAUCCGCCAGAUCCUUAAACAUUAUUCAAAAUUUAACCAGUCGUGGUCAUUUUCAAAAGACCAUACUGGUUAAUAGUUGAAGGAUCAUGAAUUGAUAGUUAACUUGGAGAUGAAAGUGAAGGGACUACAAAUAAUCAAUUCGAAAGUUUAAGACUAAAUAUAACAAAAUCACUAUACUCGGAAGCUCUCAUAUGGUAUAAACUCAGAAUUCCAAUCAUGAAUGGAGACGCCCAGAUGAGAUGAUGAGGAUCGGAGACUCUGUAGGAGAGAGAGAUCGAGGCAAUUCCAGGCCCGCAUUCAAGCUGUUGCAGCUAGCUAGCUAUGGAGAUCUUGAAGUUUUUGAUGAUGAAUUGCCAUUCCCAGAUAUGAGAGAGCCCGCGGAAUGAAUUGAAGAUUUAAGGACAAAAACGGAGAAGUGUUGAGACUUGAGAACCCAAGCCUGCUCACAUCGAAUUGAAGAAACAUGCAUAUAUGCAUCCAUGAAGCCAUGUGAAGGAUUAUUUCAUAAUCAAAUUAUCAAAGAAAGUAGAUCAGUAUCUUUUGUUGGCUACUUUGGUGUUGAUUUUUGUACAAUAUUGUUGUGAGUUCUCAAAACUAAGGCUGAUAUAUAUAUAUAAAAAUCAAGUCUCCUCCAAUUUUUUUGGGGAUCAAUUACCAUA